Messenger RNA from Paramecium tetraurelia, 1119 nucleotides. RefSeq lists its product as uncharacterized. The transcript is spliced from 2 exons. NCBI's taxonomy places the organism in Eukaryota, Ciliophora, Oligohymenophorea, Peniculida, Parameciidae. The record is from RefSeq and is a predicted model, not a curated record.
AUGUUCGAUAGUGAAAGUUUUGCUAUUAGAAAUUCUCAUAAAUCAUUUAUUUCAGGAAAGAAUUACGAAGAUGUACAAUCCUAGGCAUCAUCCCCUCACAAACUCACAAGGAUUAACGACUUAAAAAACCAAGUGGAAAACUAUUUAGAUAUGCUGGAAUCCAAAGUAACUAUGGUGAAGGAGAGGGCUCUUUCUGAAUUCGUUAUAGCAUAUAAUGGUUAUAUGAGAUAGGUGAAGGAAGACUUGAAGUAUUUAAAGGAGAAGAGUGUGGAGAUGGAGAGAUAUUACAAAGAUAACAAGCGCAUUCAAAAUAUGGAGUAAUAAUUAGAGUGGUUCAGAGAAGAGAGUGUUAAACUCUAUACUAAGAUCGAAGUAAAAAACAAAGAUAUCUUUGAAUUGAAAUUUAGAUUGCAGGAGGUCCAAAAAGAAAAUGAGUUCCUUGAAGAAUAAAUAAAAUAAUUGAUGAGAAAGAAUAAGAAAUACGAAGUUAUAAGACAUACAACGAGUGUUGUUACAGAGUAAGCAGAAUAGAUCAAAGAAUAAUAAUUAUUUUGCACUUAGCCUAGGCCAAAAAGAAUUAUGUCAGGCUAAGCACAGCCAAAACAUCUGAAAUAAUUAUAAGAUAUUUUUGAUAGAGUAUCCAACGAUGAUUAGAAUUAAAUCAUAAAUGAAAUAGCCUAGUAUGUUUCAUUUAUUGAAAACUCCUAGACCAAGUAGAUUCAAUUAUUACGUUAGAAAAUGAAUUAAGCAAUCUGUUAGUCGACUAAAGCAUUUGCAACAAGGAGUGAGUAUGAAGAGUUUUUUAUUGAUUGUGUUGAGUAAGUUCGAAAAGAUAUUAUGCGCCGUCGUUAGAAUGCACAAGUUGAUAAUAAAUUUUCGGAUUUUAAUGUUUUUAGAAAAGAGGAUAAAUUCAAAGUCUUAGAAUUGGUAUUAAUGAAUGAGAAACUGUUACAAACUUUACAUCAGAAACUAUUUCCAACUUCUCAUGUUGCAUAAUUGUUGGAACCUACUACAAUCUAGACCGAAUAUCAGGAUAUUUUACACUAAAUUGAUAAGAAACGAAGCUUUUCUACUAAAGACAGGAUGAUCAUCAAAAAAGGAAAGUUGUUGUAUAAAUGA